AUUCUUACUUGAAUAAGAUUUCUUGCAUUGCUAACAAACUGCAGGGUUUACACGCAAAGUCGAGUGUUUACAUGCAUACUACUAAUUGACAUUUGGAUUGUCAUUUGAAGCAUAUAGUAGAAUUUCCGGGUAAAACAUCUUAGUUGCACGUGAAUAUCGCAAAGCAGUGAUCGGCAGUGAUCAAUUUCAAUAUCGAAAGGAUAAAUAAUUAUAAUUGCCACUUUAUAAUAGUUAAUAAUUAUUUUAUCAGCUCUUUAUUUCAUAUCCUGAAAAAUGGCUAACGAAAUUAUGAGUCAAUAUGGUGAAAUUGAUGAAACACACGAAAUUCUUCAGCGGUACACCCGUUUGUACAUGAACGAUAAACACUCAGAUGUGAUUAUUGUUGUUGAUGACAACAAAAUACCGGCACACAAACUUAUUUUAUCGGCGAGCAGUUCAUAUUUUCAUGCAUUAUUUUCUAAUGGUCUUGUUGAAACAUCAAAAAAUGAGAUCAAAUUACAGGUGCCUUUGGAUGCAUUUAAAACUAUCUUGAAGUACAUUUACACUGGUCGCAUAUCGUUUGUUAAUUUGAAUGUGGGCCAAAUAACUGAUCUUUUUGAUUUGGCCAACAUGUACCAGUUCGAUUCAUUGAAAGGGGCCAUUUCAAAGUACUUGAAUCAUACUAUAUCAAUUGAAAAUUGUCAUUCCAUUCUGCAUUUUUCGAAUUUGUAUUCGUUGGAAAGCCUAAGAAACGAUUGUCUCAACUUUAUUGACAACAAUGCUAUCGACUUCUUGAACCAAGAAACAUUAAAGGAAAUACCUCAAGAUAUGUUAUGCGAUUUAUUGAAAAGAGACACAUUUUACGUACCAGAAAUUGACAUUUUUAAUGCAAUGAAGAUUUGGCAUGAGGCCAAUCCAAAUGCUGAUAUCAAGGUUAUUCUCUCAGAAAUACGGUGGUCGUUUAUAAGUAUGAAUGAAAUGAUUAAAAUCGUCGUACCAAGCAAAAUUUUGGAUUUGACACAAAUGUGGGCUCUGUUCGAAAAAUACCAUGAUUCUAGUACACCUGCACGUUGUGCCCCUACUUCUAGUAUUUCUAGUUUGAGAGAAGUAAAUAUUGCAACGGCUGAACAUGGUGCGAAAAGAAUAUCUGGCGAGAGAUGGAAUGGGCUUUUUGAACAAAAUGUAGCACAUCAUUCGAUCAACUAUCCUGGUAACGGCAUAACUAUACAACUUGGAAAAAUUAGCCUGAUAAACCACAUAAAAUUCUCAUUGUAUAGUGAAAACAAUUUUUCAUAUCGUGUGUAUACAUCAAUUGAUGGGACUAAAUUCGAUAGUUUGGUAGACUAUUCAACCUAUUCAUGUCGUUCCUGGCAGUUCCUUUACUUUCCGACACGAUAUGUUCAAUAUAUUCGUUUGAUUGGGAUGCGUUCAACUGACGAUUACUUUUAUGUAAAUGAAUUUGAAGCAAUGCAAAAAGAGAAAGUGCCGGAAAUCGUCGAUGGUCUUGUUAAACCAGCAAUUAAUGUUGCAACGACCGAAAGAGGGGCAGUUGUUCUUGAAGGAGGGGGUGCUAACAAAAUGCUCAACAGUAAUUUAGAUGAAUUUACUUGUCAUGACAUAAACAACGGUUCCAUUAUAGUACAGUUGGGUCAACCAUACCAUAUUGGAUCGUUUCGAUUGUUGUUAGGAAAUAAACUAUCUUCCUCAAGUGGAAAUUCCUUUUAUAUUGAAACAUCAUUGGACAAAAGUACGUGGGAGAUGGCAGUUGAUAAACGGAAUGAGAGUUUGGCAUCAUCAUGGCAUCAAUUUGAAUUCGCUGCACGCCCAGUUAUUUUCAUUAAAAUUACUGGAACUCAAGGAACUUUAAAUAUUUUUUCGUGCACACAAUUUGAGUGUCCAUCAAGUGUCCAGAAAUGAUUCAAUGCAAAUCAACUAAAAUAUCAAAAACCAAACGAUGAAGCGUGCUUCUUUAUCUUAAUUAUGCUGUACUAUCGGGUAUAUCAUACAAAUUUAAGAAUCUUUGAAACAAUAUAUGCAUUUUAUGAGCAAUCAAUUUUUAUAAACUAUU
Messenger RNA from Contarinia nasturtii (swede midge), 2047 nucleotides. Its product is annotated as BTB/POZ domain-containing protein 9-like. Gene Ontology annotation, biological process: adult locomotory behavior; modulation of chemical synaptic transmission; circadian behavior. The coding region runs from base 274 to 1896 and encodes 540 amino acids. The transcript is spliced from 6 exons. The record is from RefSeq and is a predicted model, not a curated record. Gene Ontology annotation, molecular function: protein binding. NCBI's taxonomy places the organism in Eukaryota, Metazoa, Arthropoda, Insecta, Diptera, Cecidomyiidae.